CAUCACUUUACUAGUUCGCUAACUGGCUGCUAGCAGCGAAACGCCUAUCUGCAGAGUAAUCGUAGAGGGGCUGUGUCAAUUUCGUUUACGAUUUUGGCUACCUAUAACUUAACACAUUUGAAUUUUUAUAUUGUAUUGGAUUGAAAAACGUUUAGGAGGGGUGUUUCGAGAUGAGUAGCUCCGAGGAAGUGUCAUGGAUCUCCUGGUUCUGUGGAUUAAGGGGAAACGAGUUUUUUUGUGAGGUGGACGAGGACUACAUUCAAGAUAAGUUCAACCUGACUGGACUCAAUGAGCAGGUUCCUCACUACCGCCAGGCCCUGGACAUGAUCCUGGACUUGGAGCCAGACGAGGAGUUGGAGGACAACCCGAACCAAAGUGACUUGAUUGAGCAGGCAGCUGAGAUGCUGUACGGUCUGAUCCAUGCUCGCUACAUCCUCACCAACAGAGGCAUCGCUCAGAUGCUGGAGAAGUACCAACAGGGGGACUUUGGCUAUUGCCCACGUGUGUAUUGUGAGAACCAGCCCAUGCUGCCCAUAGGCCUGUCAGACAUUCCAGGGGAGGCUAUGGUAAAGCUCUACUGUCCUAAGUGCAUGGAUGUAUACACUCCCAAGUCCUCCAGGCACCAUCACACAGACGGGGCCUACUUUGGCACCGGCUUCCCCCACAUGCUGUUUAUGGUGCAUCCUGAGUACCGCCCCAAGAGGCCCGCCAACCAGUUUGUGCCCAGGUUGUAUGGAUUCAAGAUCCACCCCAUGGCCUACCAGUUGCAGCUGCAGGCUGCCUCCAGCUUCAAGAGUCCAGUCAAGGCCAUCCGCUGAAGCCAAGAGAGGAGGGGAAUGGGGAGAGAGAGGGUUGGGGGGAUAGAAAGGAGAGGAGGGGUCAUCUUAACGUAGCUCCACAUGGAUGCCCCUCCGACUCAAUCAGAAGACUGUAUUAUUUUGGUUUAGAUUAGGACGUUUGAGAACAAUGUCUAUAAGAGUUCAGUGUGAGCAAAGCGGGACGCACAGCUGUUAUUUCUCCCACUAACACACAGACACACACACACACUAGUACAUACAUAAGAACUCCAUGCAUCUACCUUACCAAACUCAACAGUGCCAAAAACAGGAAGAGGCGAUAUAGAGGAAGUAUAUGAUGAUUGGCCUUUGCACUGCUGCUAGUCUCUGUCCAUUCUGGGCCACAUUAGCCAGCCAGACCAGCCAAUUUUUCCACCCUCCUUUCUGAGUUGUACUGAUGUCCUGUCUUUGGCACAGUUUGGUAAAGGGUCAUGGUAAGGCUUCACCACUGGUUGAUAAACCUUUGUCCCCUUCCCUAUGCCCAAACACUGGCUGGCAUGCACAGAAGCAACCUGCUUGGUGUUGAUGAUUGUGAUGAGCAUCACUACAGUGGUCAUCACACUACUGGUACAGACUAAACAUUUCCCAGACAUUCACAAGAUGUUUUAUUCUUGUGUGACAUUCAGGCUUGUAUCAGUGGUAGCUACUUACAUCAGAAAUGAAAAUCUAAUUUACAGAAAUUCUACAUGUCUUUACAGGGCUGUGCAAUUGUACUAGUUAGACAAAGCAUGAUUGGAACUGAUAAAUGAACUUUUUUGUUUGUUACGCUUAGUAGAAACUCCUGCUCUGUGUGUGUCAGCUAGUGUUAACAUCAUCCUAAAAAAUACUGCUGUCAGCCCUGGGAGAAUGUCAACUGUACCAUGUUCUAAUGGGCUGAUGCUACAAUAACAGAACAAUUUGUUCUCCAUAACUGCACUGAUUUUAACAGUGUCCCUCCACAUUUUAGGAUUAUUUAUGUGAAGACUUAGAUGACAGAAAGUCAGCUUCUGGAUUGGUAGGAACUUUUUGUUUGUGACACUGCGGGGGUCCGUCCCCUAAAUGUGUCCCCCACCUGUGCUUAUGUGUCUGCAAAAGUUGAACGCUUGAGAUAUUUUGAUUUUCAGUAAACUUAACAGGAUUCAUCAAGAGUAUAAUUGCUGUUUGUCUGGGUAUAUUCGCAACUGUGGCAGUGUCACCAGGAUUCAGAAUUCUCAAUAAAUAUUUUCUUUUCAUA
Messenger RNA from Osmerus eperlanus (European smelt), 2049 nucleotides. It is a transcript of the gene csnk2b, whose product is annotated as casein kinase 2, beta polypeptide. NCBI's taxonomy places the organism in Eukaryota, Metazoa, Chordata, Actinopteri, Osmeriformes, Osmeridae. The transcript has 7 exons. The record is from RefSeq and is a predicted model, not a curated record. The coding region runs from base 171 to 818 and encodes 215 amino acids. Gene Ontology annotation, molecular function: protein kinase regulator activity. Gene Ontology annotation, cellular component: cytoplasm; protein kinase CK2 complex.